Molecule: messenger RNA, 2471 nt
Organism: Mesocricetus auratus (golden hamster)
Lineage: Eukaryota; Metazoa; Chordata; Mammalia; Rodentia; Cricetidae
Gene: Bst2
Product: bone marrow stromal cell antigen 2
Exons: 5
Coding region: 98-694 (198 amino acids)
Biological process (GO): innate immune response; defense response to virus
Cellular component (GO): cell surface; Golgi apparatus
Molecular function (GO): metalloendopeptidase inhibitor activity
Source: RefSeq, a predicted model, not a curated record
CUAGUUACUAUUGGCUAGAGGAGGGGAUUUAUGCUAAGCAGGGGCGUGACCUCGAGAAGGUUCCAGAGCCCUCCGAAGCUCCCGGCUCGAAAACCACAUGGCACCCACACUCUACCACUAUCUGCCAGUGCCCAUGGAUAAGAAGGAGCAGGGACUGGGCAUCCGCCCGCGGUACCUGGUGGCCGCAGCCGUGGCGAUCGUAAUCCAGGUGAUCCUGGUCACCCUGCUCGUCUUGUACGCCGUCAAGGCGAGCAGCGAGGCCUGCAGGGACGGACUGCGGGCGCAGGAAGAGUGCCGCAACGCCACGCGCCAGCUGCAGCGGCAGCUCACCCGCUCCCAGGACAGCCUGGUUCAGGCAGAGGCGCAGGCGGGCACCUGCAACCGGACCGUGGUGACCAUUCAAGAUUCUCUGGAGAAGAAGGUGUCUCAGAUCCAGGAGCAGCAAACUCGGAUCCAGGAGCAGCAAACUCAGAUCCAGGAGCAUAAGACUCAGAUCCAGGAGCAACAGGCUCACAUCCAGGAGCAGCAGGCCCACAUCCAGGAGCUUGAGAGCCAAGUCAAGAAGCUGAACCAGGAGCUGAAGAAGCUGAGGACCGCACAGGAAGCUUCUAGCACACAGCAGAAGAACUCUGCCAGCUCCAUGGUGGUCUCCAGCCUCCUGGUGCUCGCAGUGCCCCUGUUCCUGCUCUUUUGAGUAGCUGGCAGGCCACAGCCUGUUUUGAUGCAGACGCAGUUGCACCUGUUGAGGUGACUGGUGGUCCUGGUGGCUCUGGAGGAGUCAUGGCCCCCGAGGAUGCAGAUGUCACUGAGUGGAACCUCCCUCCCCUCCUUACUGCUGGGGAGGGUGAGAGGAGCUUCUCCUUUUCUGCUUUCGUUGGGGAGGGGAGUCACUCAUUCUGAUGUCUUUGAGCUCUGAAAAAUUAAGUAAUUUGGAAAGAAACAGCUUGCUUCUAAGUUGCUAGUGUCACUGGGUCCCCUGCUUCUCACUAUUGGGGGCCACCCUGCAAGCUGGGGUGCAUGCAGAUUGCUAACCAUGUCUGUCCGCCCGCCCCCUCUGCAGCCGGGUCAGAGGGUAGAGAGUGGCCCCGGGAUCUUGGGUCUCUAACUCCUCACUUACUGGUGCUCUGAGGCCAGAACGUUGUGCUCCCGUCUCUCACAGAGAGUUCUGGGCAGGGGUUUGUAUUAGUCAGGUUCUCCAGAGCAGCAUAGACUAUAGAAGGAAAAUAGACGGGUAAGUGACAGAUAGACAGAUAGAUAGAGAGAUAGAUAGAGAGAGAGAUAGAGAGAGAGAUAGAGAGAUAGAUAGAGAGAGAGAUAGAGAGAUAGGUGACAGAUAGAGAGAGAUAGAGAGAUAGAGAGAGAGAUAGAUAGAGAGAUAGAGAGAUAGGUGACAGAUAGAGAGAGAGAUAGAGAGUUAGGUGAUAGAUAGGUGACAGAUAGAUAGAUAGGUAAUAAAGAGAUAUCUAGAUUAUACACAAAUAAGUGGUAAGUAGAUGGAUGACAGGUGGGUAACACAGAGAUAUAUAGAUAGAUGACAGAUAACAGAGAGAUGGAUGGAUGAGAGAUGGAUGGAUGAGAGAUGGAUGGAUGAGAGAUGGAUGGAUGAGAGAUGGAUGGAUGAGAGAUGGAUGGAUGAGAGAUGGAUGGAUGAAUGAGGCUCACAGGCUAUGGUCCAGCUAACCCAGCAAUGGCUAUCUGCCAACAGAAGACUUUCUUUCAUUUGUUUGAGAAUUUUUCUGCUUGUACAGACCAAACAGAAGCUCAUGCUUCUUUAUCUGUUUCAUGCCUGGAACACAAAGUAGCCACUGCCAAAGGUCCCUGUGCGCCAUGCCGUCAUGAAACCCCCUGCCUGUGCUGCCCAUUAGGUAACUACAAUAGCCUUGUGUUUGGUGGUUCAGUGAAGUCACCUGACCCCUGCUACCCCUGGGCCCAGUUAAACCCAUUGCGUUUAAUCCAGCCUUCCGAGCAGCAGCCUUCCGAGCAGCAGCCUUCCGAGCAGCAGUGUCUCUAAACCUAAGCCCUGGCACGUUUGGACAGCAAAGCUCUCCAAACUGCUGGUGCCCUCAGCACUGUGGGUCUCAGAGGACUGGUGAAGCUCAUGUCUUCUGGCCUUCCCAUUGUGGGGGAUUAGGUUGUACACACCCACUGGGGUACUGCAAGUUCCCUGAGCCUUGAAGUCCCUUCUUCAACACUAAGCCAACAGAUGUCAGGCACCCCCACUGCUCUUCAGCAGGUCAUCUUCCGACAGCUGCCCCAGCCAGCCAUUCAAGCAAACUUCAGACACCUGUUAACUGUGCACUCUUCCAUAUUAAGCCUAGAAUCUGUACUCAGAGGGUCCAUAUCGACAAACUCAGCCUGAUGCGAUUUUAUGUUCCUUCUGCUAUUAUCCCACACCCUUGACCCCAUUCCCACACGUGCCUUCUCCACACCUCUGCGUGAGUGAAUUAGUAAAGUCACUAAUCUCCUUUGUA